UCAGUUACAAAGGAACAAAGUGUGUCAUAAAGGAAUAAAUUUAGUGCCACCUCUAAGGAGUAUUCCUUUACCGUCACAAUACAGUCAUCACAGAUUUCAUGAAAUCCAGUAGCUCCUCCUGUGUUUCUUUGGAAGGAAUAUAAAUCAGCCCAGAUCAAAUCUUUCUUUAUCGACUUUAACAAAUUAGCAUGAGUGACCUAUGCUUGUGAAGCUCUGCAUGUAUAACAAAUAGCAAUCAAGUUUUCACAAGAUCCGUCCCGAGGAUCCAAUCUGAGGAUCCAAUCCAAGUAUCCUGCCGACCACGCCAAACUUUGACAAACGGACCACAGGAGUCUCAGGUCAAGGUGGAGAUUCCAAAUUCCACAGGUUUCAACUUUGAAGUUGGAAUAUGAAGACAGUAUGGAAUAAUUUAAUACCACUGGCCAUUUCCUGGACUCUGUUACUGUGUUGCCCUUCAUUGACGAGUGCUGUGUUAAACUGGGAGAUUCAGCGAUAUGAUGGAUGGUACAACAAUCUAGCACAUCACAGCAGGGGUACAGUGGGUGCCCCCUUUGUACGUCUGCUACCUGCCAAUUAUGCUGACGGAGUUCUUGAAGCUAUACAGGAACCAGGGUUACCAAAUCCCCGGAGCAUCAGCAAUGUGGCAAUGCAGGGAAUGUCGGGAAUACCCUGUGACAGAAACAGAACUGUGCUGUUUGUUUACUUUGGGUUUCAUGUCAUCGACGAAAUUGUGGAAGGAACUGGGUCCGGUUGCCCCGCUGAAUUUCUGAACAUUCAGGUUCCUUCUGGAGACCCGGUUUUUGAUCCUAACAGCACAGGGAGUGUACAGCUGCCAUUCCAGAGAAGUCAGUGGGCAACAAGCUCAGGCCAAAGUCCAAACAACCCCCGAUUGCAGAUUAACCAUGCCACUACAUGGAUUGAUGGGAGUUCUAUCUAUGGGUCAUCACAUUCCUGGAGUGAUGCCUUGCGUACCUUUUCUGAUGGGCUUUUGGCUUCUGGUUCGGACAAAUUGUUACCGAGGCAAGGUACUGGGUUGAUUCGCUUGUGGAAAACGGCAGAUCCUGCAACCAAGCAACAUGGAAUUCAGGGACUUUUUGAUUUUGGAAAUGCAAGAGCAAACGAGAGUCCCUUCCUCCAAGCGGAAAGCAUCAUCUGGUUCAGAUAUCACAAUUACUUGGCUGCCCAGCUUAAAGCUCAGAACCCCACAUGGACGGAUGAAGAUUUAUUCCAGAAUGCCAGGAAGCGAGUCAUUGCCACCUUUCAGCGCAUCAUAUUUUAUGAGUGGCUGCCAGCCUUCAUUGGACAGAAUGUGAGCAGAUAUGGAGGUUAUAAAAAACAAGUAGAUCCUGGCAUCUCACCUGAAUUUCAGUCAGCUGCUAUUAGAAUAAUCAACUCCCUGGUUCCAUCAGGUGUCUACAUGAGGACCAAAGCCUGUCUGUUCCGAAAUGUUACGAAUGUUAACAGAGAAGACCGAGCAUUUCGAAUGUGUAAUAACUUCUGGAGUAGAGAGAAUCCAAACUUGAAAGGACCACAGGACAUAGAUGAUGUGAUCCUGGGGAUGGCUUCUCAAAUCGCAGAACGAGAGGACAAUGUUGUGGUGUCAGAUCUAAGAGAUUUCAUGUAUGGACCUCUGAGGUUUACAAGAUCAGACGUGGUUGCUCUUGAUAUCCAGCGAGGGAGAGACAGUGGCCUUCCAAGUUACAACCAAGCACGUCAAAUCUUUGAUCUCCAACCAAUCACAAACUGGUCAAGUCUCAACACUCGCCUCCACAGCGAGAAGCCAGAGCUCUUUGACCAGUUAGCAGCACUGUACAAGAAUGAUAUUUCCAAACUGGAGAUGCUAGUUGGAGGUUUUUUAGAAAGUGAUGGGGACACUGAGCGACUCUUUCCCAUCCUCAUAAGAGACCAAUUUGAACGCAUACGGGAUGGAGAUAGAUUCUGGUUCGAAAACACCAAGAAUGGGCUUUUUGCACCAACAGAACUUGAAGCCAUUUGGAACACCAAAUAUGCUGAUGUGUUGCUGGCGACAACAAGUGCAGGGCCUCAGGAUAUUCAACGUCAUGUUUUCUUCUGGGAGGAUGGUGACCCAUGUGCUCAACCAAAGCAGCUGAAUGACAGUGACCUGGAGCCAUGUGUAAAAGUCAGCACAAUGCAUUACUUUCAAGGCAGUGGAGCAGGCUUUGGAAUUCUUAUUGUGGCACUUUGCUGCCUCCCUUUAGCGGCCUUGUUAAUGGCUUUCACUGUAGCUGGUGUUCGAAAGAAAGAAAAGAGCCAAUUACAGAAAAAAAGAGUUUCUGUCAGGACACCAACGGACUCAGGAAAUAAAAUCAGAGCCUUUGAAUGGCAAGGGCCCAAGGAACCAAAUCGGCCUGUCAGCAUCAUCCUUGACUCUGACAAAUGCCUUAAGGCCAUGGACAGCAAAGGUGCCCUGAUCCGGAGCAUCAAUCUAUGUAACGUGGGCCAUGCUGAUAUCAUUCAAUCUACCAAUAAUGAACAAAAAGCUCUGCUGCUGAAAGUUCCUAAGGAAUAUGAUCUGGUGUUGAUGUUUAAUGGAGAAGAAGAUCGCAAUAACUUUGUGGAAGAUUUGAAAGCAUACCUGGAAAGGCAUGGCAUAAACCUCCUGAUCCAUGAAGUGAAAGAACGCACACUUUUAAAAGAAGCUGUGACAAAGCAGCAGCGGAUUAAGAUCUUAGAUACUUUUUUCCGCCGUGUGUUUGCACAGGUUCUGGAGAUUGACGGGUCAGAUGCUGGCGACUUUGACAAUGAAAUUUCAAAGAAGGCUAAGGAGUCUCUGAAAUGUGAGCUGACGAGUGCAGAGUUUGCUGAUGCGCUGGGACUAAAGGAGAGCUCCAUGUUUGUGGAGCAGAUGUUUUCACUAGCUGACAAAGAUGGAAAUGGCUAUCUCUCGUUCCGGGAGUUCCUGGACAUCUUUAUUGUCUUGAUGAAAGGUUCCCCAGAGGAGAAAUCUAAGUUAAUGUUUGCAAUGUAUGAUGUAGACGGGAGCGGUUCCAUGUCGAAGGAAGAAUUCUCACAACUACUGAGGUCCUUCAUUGAGAUUGCGAACAACUGCUUGCCAAAGGAACAGAUACAGGAUGUUAUAGAGUCGAUGUUCAAAGAUGCAGGAUUUGAAGACAAAGAGGAGUUAAUGUGGGAGGAUUUCCAUUACUUGUUCCGGGAUCACUACCAUGAGUUGGAGCUAGCUCAGCUCAAUGUGAAAGGUAUUGAAGGACAGAAACGUGGGAGAGCAAACCAGGUUUCCUUCGUAAUAAAGAAAAAAGAUGAAGUGCCAAAGAGUGCAGAAAGCCAACCAGAAACCAGCCCAAAAGAGACCAGCCCAUCUGAAACUUCAAGCCCGGAACACUUCGUCCUGGAUUUGCGUAAACGGUUUGGCAAGAAAUCUUCUCAAACAACCGGUAAAGUCUUCACAGAACCAAAACGGGACAAGUAUACCAAAAACAAAUUGCAACAGAAAUAUCACGAAUGCAGGCAAUAUACUCAAAACCAUCAACGUCAAAUUUUUUGUAGCAUCAUCUUCUUUGGGAUUACUGCGGGUGUCUUUGUUGAGCGCGCCUAUUACUAUGCAGUGUUAAGAGAGCACUCUGGGGUGCCUCAGACCACAAGAGUCGGUCUCAUCAUUGCCCGUGGAUCUGCAGCUGCUGUCUCCUUCCUGUACUCGUACAUCCUUCUCACUAUGUGCCGGAACCUCAUCACAGUUCUGCGUGAAACGUUCCUCAAUCUAUACAUUCCUUUUGAUUCGGCUGUGGAUUUCCAUCGUUGGGUUGCGAUGGCUGCUGCUUUUUUCUCAGUACUCCACAGUGCAGCUCAUGCAGUCAAUAUUUACACUUUGUCUGCCAGCCCACUCAGUGUUCUAGCCUGCCUAUUCCCUGAGGCAGUCCAUGAUGAUGGGUCUGAACUUCCCCUGAAGUAUUACUGGUGGUUCUUUCAGAAUAUUACAGGGAUGGCUGGAGUUCUACUCCUUUUUGCCUUCUCUAUUCUACAUGUCUUUGCCUUGCACUAUUUCCGGCGCAUUAGCUUUAGAGCGUUCUGGAUGUCCCAUCAUCUCUACAUAGCAAUAUAUAUCCUGAUCAUUUUACAUGGCAGUGCUGCUCUUCUUCAGCCGCAAAGAUUCCACGUGUAUUUAAUCAUCCCCGCCCUGAUCUUCAUUGGAGACAAAUUUGUUAGCUACAGCAGAAAAAAAAUUGAGAUUGCAGUUGUCAAAGCUGAGCUUCUGCCAUCAGGUGUCACUCACCUUGAAUUUAAACGUCCCAAAGAUUUUGACUAUAAGUCUGGUCAGUGGGUACGUAUUGCAAGCCUUAUUUUGGGGACAAACGAGUACCAUCCUUUCACCUUGACGUCAGCUCCACAUGAAGAUACCCUCAGCCUUCACAUUCGGGCAGUUGGACCAUGGACAAUCCGAUUACGGGAAAUAUACUCCCGGGAAAGUAUAUUGGCUCUUGGGAGAAACCCAAAGAUUUACCUGGAUGGGCCAUUUGGCGAGGGCCAUCAAGAAUGGAACAAGUUUGAGGUGUCUGUCCUGGUUGGAGGAGGGAUUGGUGUGACACCUUUUGCAUCUAUCCUCAAAGAUCUUGUCUUCAAGUCGACUAUUAACAGCAAAAUAUUAUGUAAAAAGAUCUACUUCAUCUGGGUGACUCGAACACAGAGGCAGUUUGAGUGGCUGGAGGACAUCAUCCGUGAAGUUGAAGAGACUGAUAAAAAUUCCCUGGUGUCCGUCCAUAUCUACAUCACUCAGCUGGCGGAGAAGUUCGACCUUAGGACUACCAUGCUUUACAUUUGCGAACGUCACUUCCAGAAAGUGUCAAACCGGAGCUUGUUCACCGGACUCCGCUCCAUCACUCAUUUCGGACGUCCCCAGUUUUUCCCCUUCUUUAACUCACUGGUGGAAGUGCACCCUGAGGUUACGAAGAUUGGUGUGUUCAGCUGUGGACCCCCCGGAAUGACCACAAAUGUAGAAAAAGCUUGCAAACAAAUGAACAAACGGCAUACAAUCCAAUUUCACCAUCACUAUGAGAACUUCUAGCUUCCUGACAAAUUAUGAAACUAUCCUCUCAAAUUUCGCAACGUUCGUUUUUGUUACUUUUUUCUUGUAACGAAGGAAUAUCUUUUGAAUCACGAUCAUGUUUAUCUCUCACUGAGCACUAGUAACAGGGCGUGUAUUACUUAUCUGUGUGCCCAACCUUGUAAUGUGAUCUGUAAAUCUGAUUUAACUCUUAAAGUUAUUUUUGAAUAUUUGUAAAAAAAAACCGGUUAAAAAAAGGAUCUAAUUGUCCAUAAUUUGCUGUAAAAAUAUUGUUUGAAUGAUGCACAAUGUUAUUAAUGUGCAGAGAGACCAGCAGCUUGUGCAAAGGAAGAGAUAGCCCAUGAAUUGCGAAUCACCACAAAUUAGAUUAAAAUGAAACAAAAACAAAAAUAGCUGGAAAAACUCAGCAGGUCUGACAGCAUCUGCGGAGAGGAAUACAGUUAAUGUUUCAAGUCCAUAUGACUCUUCAUCAGAACUAAGGAAAUAUAGAAAUGAGAUGAAAUAUAAGCCGGUUGAGGGGAGGUGGGACAGGUAGAGCUGGAUAGAAGGCCAGUGAUAGGUGGAGGCAAAGAAGAGGUUGCCAAGGAUGUCAUAGACAAAAGGACAAAGGGAUGUUGAUGGUGGUGAUAUUAUCUAAGGAAUGUGCUAAUGGUGACAUUAAGGGUAGAAAGCAGGAUGAGCAAGUGACAGAUAGCAAUAGGGGGGUGGGAACCUCUUUGUUUCCAACCUAAUGACACUAGUUAAUUUGGACAGAGUAAUGCUGUUAUCCCUCAUGCUGCAGAGACAACAUUGCAUAGAAUCAGGUGAGGUUUGCUCAGUUCUUCAGUAAAAUGUCCGAAGAGCAAACAAACUAGAUUGAAGCAGUGGUCUGAAUUCAGUGCAUUGGAGCCCUGUCAUCCUGAGGCAUAUGAUCUAUAUCCAUCAAGCAAGUUUCCGAGUUUCGUAGCAGACCUAUGUGUUCUCUCAAAAGGAUCAUUAGCAAAAGGGCUUCUCAGGACUGGCUACAGCAAGGAAGUGAGAAGGAUUUAGCUCAUCCUUGCAGGCUAUGAACUCUGCAUGCUGAAGCUAGACUUCCCAUGGAGAUUGUGUGGAGUCUUCUGCUGCAGAAAAACUUCUACCCUUAGCUUCCAGGCUCUUUGAACCUUUUUCUGGCAUAUUUUCUCGGCUUCUGUAGCUUCAGUUAGGGGCUUCUUUGAGUUCAAAUCUAUUGAAGAUAUCAUUUUCCUUAGUCUUUCAGCAUUUCUGUGAGGAUGAGGAUUUUGAAUCUGAGCUGCCAUCAUGUUAGGAUGAUGUUGGUUGCAGAACAUAUCUGUUAAAGAUACCUUCAUGGUCUUCUAUAUGUUAACAGCAAGUCUUUUUUAACUAUUUGUGACUAUAUACGAAUAUACAAUAAAGGGUACAGGCAUGGA
Molecule: messenger RNA, 6447 nt
Organism: Carcharodon carcharias (great white shark)
Lineage: Eukaryota; Metazoa; Chordata; Chondrichthyes; Lamniformes; Lamnidae
Product: dual oxidase 1-like
Exons: 35
Coding region: 389-5038 (1549 amino acids)
Biological process (GO): defense response; response to oxidative stress; superoxide anion generation
Cellular component (GO): NADPH oxidase complex; plasma membrane
Molecular function (GO): calcium ion binding; peroxidase activity; superoxide-generating NAD(P)H oxidase activity
Source: RefSeq, a predicted model, not a curated record